AUGACUCAGCGUGAAGUCUACGUUGCUGCUGUGGCCCGUACUCCCAUUGGUGGUUUCAAUGGUUCCUUGGGUUCUUUGACCGCUCCCAAGCUUGGUUCUAUUGCUAUUGAAGCUGCUAUCAAGAAGGCCAAUGUGCCCGUUGAAGCUGUUGAGGAAGUUGUCUUUGGCUGUGUCUUGUCCGCUAAUGUGGGUCAAAACCCUGCUCGUCAAGCUGCUCUUGGUGCUGGUCUUAAGGAUACCACCAUUGCCACCACUGUCAACAAGGUGUGUGCUUCCGGCAUGAAGGCUGUAUCCAUUGCUGCACAAAGCAUCAUUUUGGGCAACGCUGAUGUGAUUGUUGCUGGUGGUAUGGAAUCGAUGACCAACACUCCUUACUAUCUUCCCAAGCAACGUUUUGGUUCCACCUAUGGUCAUACUGAAGUUGUUGAUGGUGUGCUCAAGGAUGGUUUGACUGAUGUGUACAAUGAUUAUCCUAUGGGUGUGGCUGCCGAGGAAUGUGCCGAACGCCAUGGCUUCUCACGUGAAGAUCAAGACAACUAUGCUGUUGAAUCCUACAAGCGUGCUCAAGCUGCCUAUGCUGCUGGUGUUUUCAAGGAUGAAGUUGUUCCUGUUACUGUUUCCGGUGGCCGUGGCAAACCCGAUCGUGUGAUUGAACAAGAUGAUGAGGUUGCUAAGCUCAACGAAGAAAAGUUGCGUGCUGUGCGCCCUGUUUUCAAGAAGGAUGGCUCUGUUACAGCUCCCAAUGCCUCCCCUCUUUCGGAUGGUGCCGCUGCUCUUGUCCUUGUUUCUCGUGAAGCCGCUGAAAAGUACAACUUGCCCUUGCUUGCAAAGAUCCGUGGCUGGGCUGAUGCUGCUCAAGCUCCCAACUUGUUCACCGAUUCGCCUGCUCUCGCUAUCCCCAAGGCUAUCAAGCACGCUGGUCUCACCCCUGAAGACAUCUCCUUCUAUGAAAUCAACGAGGCUUUCUCUGUUGUCGCUUGUGCUAACCUCAAGUUGCUCAAUCUUUCUGCUGACAAGGUUAACAUUUACGGUGGUGCUGUCGCUAUGGGCCAUCCUCUUGGUUGCUCUGGUGCUCGUAUCAUCGCCACUUUGUUGACCGUUUUGAAGCAAAAGGACGCCAAGUACGGUGCUGCUGGUGUCUGCAAUGGUGGUGGUGGUGCCUCUGCUUUGGUCAUUGAGCGUUUGUAG
Messenger RNA from Lichtheimia ornata, 1188 nucleotides. RefSeq lists its product as uncharacterized. Gene Ontology annotation, molecular function: acetyl-CoA C-acetyltransferase activity. The record is from RefSeq and is a predicted model, not a curated record. Gene Ontology annotation, biological process: fatty acid beta-oxidation. The coding region runs from base 1 to 1188 and encodes 395 amino acids. NCBI's taxonomy places the organism in Eukaryota, Fungi, Mucoromycota, Mucoromycetes, Mucorales, Lichtheimiaceae. The transcript is spliced from 5 exons.